Messenger RNA from Porites lobata, 5204 nucleotides. The record is from the annotation of a GenBank genome assembly. Lineage: Eukaryota; Metazoa; Cnidaria; Anthozoa; Scleractinia; Poritidae.
AUGAAAGACACGAGCUACGAGCCGUCUUUGUGGAACCGAAGGAUUUCGGAUAACGAAAUAAUGUACAAGGAAUGGGGCUUUCACGGGUCAUACGGUCAACAACGUGUUAACGAUUGGGAUCAAGUCAAACUGAAUCUUUCACGAUUUUCACAAUCUCUUGUUGAUGUUCGAGAGAGAGUUCCGACCGCAGCUAAAAUUGAAAGCCAAGACUGCUAUCAGAACGAGAGAAAAGCAUUGUCAAAUUGGUCCUCGACAACGGAAAUUGGGGCAAGAGAGAUGGAAAGACCCCAAUUUCAAAUUACAAUUGAACAACCAAUUCGACAUGUUACGCCUUCCAGCGCAAGCAGCGUUACAUUUCCUUUGUGGUCUAAGCCCCGCGGUCCUUACGGUAAAGGCCGUCGUUCAUCUGACGGUUUACUGGCUACAGCUAUUCCUUUCUCUGGAAGAAAAGCAAUGGUGUUUAGCACUUUAUCUGAGGAGCACAGCGCGAACGAACAUCGAUCCGCUCAAACUGUUAACAAUUGUAACAGCAGGGUCUCGACGCUCAAUUGCCGCCGAUUUUCCGAUGGUUGCUUUCGCAGUGUUCCAUCGUGCAAAGAAUUCAGAAAGGUCAGCGUGGUUUUACCACAGCCGCGGAGAAGCGUGAACGUAGAAUCGGUGGAGGAAAGUAACACUGAAGACUUUCCAGACGACAAAAAACUACAGGAUUUUGAAAGUGCUGAUGGCAGCGAAAAUGAGGAGGACGACCGUUGGAAGGAAUUAGUGGCAAAGGCACAAGGAUUUAAGAGCGGUGGCGUAAACGGCGCGGGUAAACCAAGGGGACUGCAAUUGGAAGACGUAAAAGAGAACGUUAGCCGUUCCUCAGAGAUGGAAGAAGCUUACAGCGACAUAAGCAGCGAGGCCUCUUUCUCAUCCUCCAGCAGCUCAUAUCACUCAUCGUCUGACAGUGAUAGCCAGUUUGGUAAUGCGCGAACAUUUAACCCUAUGUCCGGAGAAGUAACGAACUGCAAUUCAACUGAAGGCCACACAAGUGGGAGCUCUAAGGCUGCAGUUACAAUCCGCCGAGCUUCCAUUCAACCCAAGUUUAACGGUUUCUCAGGAAUCAAUCAUACGCGCAGAUAUUCAGUAGCAACGUUUAGCCCCACGCGUUCGUUUGACGCCACGAACACGGCAAAGCUUUCUGGCUACAGCACGCAAAGCGCGUUAGAACAAGCGCGGCAACUUCUUAGCAGGUUGCAGUCAGAGGGAAAGAACAAAAAUAAGAAAGAGAGACUAGAAGAACUAAGCACAGCACUCAAGUGGAUUCUAGAAGAGCUUAACCGCAUUGAAACUCCAGACAGGCAGCUAGUGAGUUUGUUUAUAAGUUUGCGUGCCAAAAUAGUAAACUUAAAGGCUGAUCUAAAGUCGGAAGAAUUUGAUGCGACCUGUGUCGAUCCUGCUGAAAUCGGCAGCGCCCUACCGAUGCAAAAACUCAUGACCGAAGCCAGCAUUGACAAUGCCUGUUCCAGACGGUUUAGCUGGUGCUGAAAAGAAAAUAUUUUCUGUUGCAGGUAAGUUGUUAAGAAACUUGUUUUUCUUGCACAACACUUGAUAUUGUUUCCGUUUCACGCCUAACAGUUGGGAUAACGCAACAAGGCUUGGGCCCUCAAUGCCUUUAUAGCCGAACAACUUCAAAUUGUGCUAGUGUUUACGUUACACCUCAAAAUUAAAACAAGUCUCAAUGUACACAAAGAAUAAUGAUGUUUGUUAUCAUGAAGAUUCAGUGAAGAGGGGUAUUAACAUUUUGAUUUCCUCGAAUAAAAUUAAAGUUCUUUUUUAGUCAUUGCCCAGCUGUUGGCAUUAGGGCCCGGGGGUGAAGAAAAUAAUUGCGUGGGAAAACCAUUCUUCCGCGAAAACGGUUAUAAGAGUAAUGAUCAAUUUUUUAACAGCCAAAACAACAUUCAUUGUCUUCUACUCUUAUCAGGAAUUUCCUUUGUUUUGCAAAUUACUCAAGUUCUCUUUUGAAGCCACUAGAUUCAACUCAAACAUAUUAAACUGAGUUACAUGUGAUCCAUGACGAUGGUUUUUAAAGGAAACGUAGUCUUUGUCCGUUCGAAAUGGCGAGCAAAUAGAUACUUCAAAACAUAUCAUAGCAUUCUGUGAUUUCCGAUAGCCUGUCAUGAAAUUGGUAAUUUGUUCAUCUUCGUUUUGUAAAUAAGAAGUUAAGGAAAUGUUUGAUUUUUCUCGACUUUCUUAAGUUCAACAAAUGUGUCAUAUUGCAAGGUUAAAUUAGAUCGAAAACGAAAGUGGAAAAUUCUGGAAAAAAUCUUAAGGUUUGCGUGUUUAGGCAGAAUAUUUUCAUUAUACUGAAACAAUAUAUUACUCAAGGGUCACAAGGUUAGGCUGGAGUAAUCUUAGUUCAAAAGGAACGCAGUGCAAACAUUUAAGAACAACGUCAAAUUAAUGAGACGUUUUCAAUCAUAUGAUUUGUCUUCGCCUAUCAAAGGAUCGAGACAGGACUUUCCUAUUAGCGGAGGUGGCAUACAAAACACUUUCUGACGCAAGUUAUAUUGAAUGAGCCAUUUUGGUAGUUUUUAGGAUGUUAGUUUUGAAAUAAGACCACUACCAGUCACUAUUUGGUAACCCAUAAUAUUGCUUAAGGGGCCCAACGAUAAAACUCAUCCAAAGAAAUGAAGGUAUUACCCAAAAUUCUGCCGAAGACUUCAUAGAGUUUUCAUUUUGUUGCUGGUAACACCAUAGAGGAUUUUUUACACAGGUUUUCAAAGUCAGAGAACAAAUAUUCUUUACGUAUAACUCAGUGUAGGAGUGCUUAUAUUCACUACUGUCGGAAAUGGUACUUCUAGAAGUUGAAUUUAUAAUAGUUGUACUCAUUUAACUAUUUUUAAUUGAAUGAUUUGUUUUCUGUCCAUAAAGCUGAACACACAAAAAAAUUGUAUCUAGAGUUUUUUAUUAAGUAUGCCAAACCUCCUGCGAUUUUUUUUUCGUUUGUUUUGUUUUAUUUUCUUUUGUAUUUUAUUUCUGCUAUGAGAAUCAUGUCCAGACAUGUAAUGAUUACGAAGCACAUUAAACUGCCUUAUUUCUUUUUCUUAACGUAAAUUCAACUUCUCGUUUUUUUGUAUCUUGGAACUUUUAUUUGCGUUCGCACGGAAGAGGAAAUAAUUAGCUCGUUCCGGAACUUUCAUGAUUAUGGUUCAUUCGCGUGUCACCGCGCGCGAUCACACAGCUACCGAGAUCCUAAAGUGAAAACUGACGUGCUCUUUUUAAUAUCCAACAGCUACCAAAAUAUAUUUGCGACGAAAAUGGACUUAAUACGAGUUAACACAGGCAAGAAACGUGGCAGUAAUUGGCUAGGAAUAAUUGGCUAAUCGUUAGAGCAGAGCUAAUCCUAUGUAAUUUAUUGUGUAUUUGUGAGUCGGGCAAGAAUCACGUUCUUUCAGUCGUGUGGAUAAAAUCUGAUAUAUUGGCAUUUGCGAAACAAAGUUUUGUGAGUUUAUUCAAUAUAAUCCGACUAUUGUAAUGUUGAGCGCUGAGACACAUGCUGGCAAGCACGUAUAACUUAUGGUACUGCAUGACUACUUAAAUAGUAGAGGGAAUAUGUUUUUGAUAUAUGCGCUGUGAUCUGUUGGAAAAAAGAGAGCUUCUCAGACUCUUGUCGCCUUUCAAAUAAAGGGCUUGAUGAAGAAAUAGGAAAACUAUAAUGAUUUACCGGUCGCUCAAAAGAGUUUUGAGUGACGUGAGAAGAGUCGCAAAUAUUUUAAACAAAAAACUGAAGAUGGCUCUGAAAAAAAGCAGGCUCUUCCUUUUACAGUCCUGCUCCAGCUGGUAAAACCGUGUUAGUAAAGUCUGAGUACGAGCCAAAGGCCCUAUGAUAUCAGGCUGGAGCUUGUCUUAAUUUCCAUGGCGUGGCGUGAAGCGACUAGGAAUAUUUCUACUCCAUCCCUCCCCCCCACCCUUCUGCACACGUAAGUGCCGUGAGACAUAAUGAGAGUAAAGCUAUAUCCGAACAUUAGGGUUGAUUUACAGCACCUGAUCGAGAGAAUCAAUUAGCCCGCGAUUUUUCCCUCAAGGGAAGAAAACAGAUCCGAAAGAUCGGCGAAAACCGAACCUGCCCUAAAGCUGCCUCGUCCCCUGUCGUCUCUAUUUAGGUCGCACGCUGAGAACGGAAGGCGAGAAGCGUGACAGAAGGGAGCGCGAGGGGGAUGGGAAGGAGGAAAACGUCAUCCCUCGCGAUCGCGCUCCCCUUGACCGCCCUUAUGUCCUUGUCGGAGACUGAGAGACGACUGGGGACGAGUCAGGCCUGAAAAUAUAUCCUCUAAAAAAAGAAUCUCCACGACGAAACUUUUUGAUGGCAGCGUUUACCUUCAGUCUGUUGAAGAAUUACUGGUUUAAUAGUAUUAAGAACAAAAAGGAAUGAAACUCCCCAGUACACUUAAAUGUGUUAAGGUAUUUUACAAGAUUAAAAACUCUUGAAGACUUCAAACGAAGACUUUCAAAAAAACUUACAUGUAAUGUCUUUAAUAUCUUUAGAUUAUGAAGCGUUGUGCAAGAGGGAUGAGCGUCUAUACGUGACUACUGCAAGUAGAAGUUUGUUGGUAUUCUAACAUAAAAUCAACUUUUAAAGUUAUUUGUUGUUUGAAAGACAAGCAGUGACUCUUUAUAAAAGAUAGAAACGUGAGGCACAGCCCAAGUGAUUUUAGACGUCAUUAAAAAGUCUGAACUGCUCUAUUUGACCAUAAGAAAACUGAAGUUACCUAAAGGCUACGAUUAAAAGAACUAAUUAGACAUUCAUUUUUUCUUCUUUCCGAAUGGUUAGAGGUUUUAAAAUAAGUGAAAAGGUCAUGUAUUAAGAAGUUGAUCUGUUUUCAAAUAGUCUCUUGUUAACUGUAUUUAUGGUUUAGUGAAUAAUUUUGGAAAGAGAAAAAGUAGUAGAAAUUAUAUAGUGAUUCACAAUGUAAAUAGAUAGUACGUGCUAUGAAUUUGAUUUUAUAUAUUAAUUCAGUUGUUUUGUAGGAUAGAAUCCGACAGCCGUGCUUUUUUAUUGUCACAAUCGUACAAAUGACGGACAAACCGGAAAUCAACCGUUAUUUUAUCAAUCUCAUAAUUGUUAUUGGUGUACACUUAAGCCGGAUCGAACUACAUAUGUACCGUUUGACUUUCUCCUUUUCUUUACCUUCAAGCGUCUUAGAGAAAAGGAUGUGGGAUGA